Molecule: messenger RNA, 5117 nt
Organism: Camelus dromedarius (Arabian camel)
Lineage: Eukaryota; Metazoa; Chordata; Mammalia; Artiodactyla; Camelidae
Product: phospholipid-transporting ATPase ABCA3
Exons: 30
Coding region: 86-4987 (1633 amino acids)
Biological process (GO): transmembrane transport; lipid transport
Cellular component (GO): membrane; intracellular membrane-bounded organelle
Molecular function (GO): ABC-type transporter activity; lipid carrier activity; ATP hydrolysis activity
Source: RefSeq, a predicted model, not a curated record
CCGCACGUUUCUCAGCCGCGGAGACAAAGGUGGAGGCGGUGGCGGUUAAGAGGCCUGAGCGUUGAGCAUACAUUCUUGUAGAAGAAUGGAUUUGUUGACACUCAAGCAAUUUGCAGUGCUCCUCUGGAAAAAUUUUACCUUAAAGAGGAGGCAGUUCUUCAGUUUAAUUUUCGAAGUCCUUACAGCAUUGGUGUUUCCAGUGAUGCUUUUGCUAUUCCGUGCAAUUAUUAAGUUACCUGUUAAUGGACCUUACAAUUUUACUUCUCAACCCAUCAGUACUCUGCCUCCUUUCCUCCAAAAUCCUAGAGAAUGGAAAUUGAUUUACGUGCCUUCUAAAAUUGAUGUGGUAAAAGAGAUCACUGAGAAUGUGAAGAGGAAUCUAAACAUUGAUAUAAAAGUUCAAGGCUUUUCUUCGGAAUCUGAGUUUGAGGAGUAUGUUAAGUAUGACUAUGGAUCUUACAAAGUGCUGGCUGCCAUUGUUUUUGACUGUGACUUCAAAAACAGUGGUGAUCCUCUGCCACUUCAGGUAAAAUAUCAUCUGCGUUUUAUUAGGAUACAGAGGACUAUCUUGUGGCCAGACACAAUAGGCUGGAAAACAUCCUUCCUUUUUCCUAAUCAUCCCUUUCCAGGACCCAGGAACCCAGAUCAUAAUGAUGGAGGAAGCCCUGGGUACGUAAGAGAAGGGUUCCUGGCUGUACAGCAUGCCUUAGAUAAGGCCAUCAUGCUGUACCAUGACAGCAAUGCUAGACAGAAGCUGUUUGAUGGUAUCAGCAUCUUUGUACAGAGAUUUCCAUACCCAGCUUAUCCUCAUGACGGAUUGCUUUGGCUCACUGGUUCUUACCUCCCUUUGAUAUUUAUACUCAUGUUCUCUCCAACUGUACUUUCCAUCGUGCGAUCCAUUGUAUGGGAAAAAGAAAACAGAUUGAAGGAGUACCAGCUCACAAUUGGAAUUAGAAACUGGAUGCUCUGGGCUGCCUAUUUCUUCACAUUCUUUGUUUUUCAUAUCUUUAUUAUUGCCUUAAUAUGUAUGUUAUUCUUCACUAAGAUUAUCCGUGAGCCACUCUUCCGCUACAGUGACUAUAGUUUCAUCUUUUUCUUUCUUACGUGUUACGCCACCGCUUCGAUAUUCUUUGCCUUUAUGAUUAGCACAUUCUUCAGUAAAGGACCUUUGCCUCAAAGGAGGGGUUUGCUGAAGCAAGUGGGUCUCUUGCAUCUAAAAGAGGUCCAGUGCUUUGCCUUUGUAAGCAUCGGCCCACAGCCACAUCUUUUCCCCUGUCAUGGCUGUUCCGGCUCUAGUGCUGCCCUGUGGCAUGCCCGUUUGGCUGUUUCUGCUGGAAGCCUCAUAUAUUUUGCCAGUUUCUUCCCAUUUAAUUCCGUUGCUCAAAACUUUGGAGAAAUAACCCUCACCAGGAAGGUGGCUUCAUGUCUCAGCUCAAAUGUUGCAUUGGCCCUGGGGAUUAAACUUCUGGUCACGCUGGAAAUAAAGCGAAUUGGUGUUAAGUGGAAUAACCUUUGGACACCAGCCAGCCUUGACGAUAAUCUCGUCCUUGGCCAUAUGUCGGGAAUGCUUUUACUUGAUGCCUUCUUGUAUGGCCUUGCGACCUGGUAUAUAGAAAACGUCUUUCCAGGGAAGUAUGGCGUGCCCAAGCCAUGGUACUUUUUUCUUAUGCGCUCAUACUGGUUUGGCCAACCAAGAAUCAAAAGAAAAAAAAGAAAAGUGAAAGACGGUGAAGUAACUCAAAACAAGUAUUUUGAGCCUGAACCUACCAGUUUGGUGGCAGGUAUCCAGAUCAAGAAUUUGUACAAGGUAAAAAGUGUAUCCCACAAAGUGUCUCCUGUGGAAAUUGACCAUAUGCUGUCUACUUUUAACCUGCUAGAAAAGCGUGAUGCAUUUUCACAGUCACUGAGUGGAGGAAUGAAGCGUAAACUCUCCAUCAUUAUAGCACUUUCAGGGGGCUCCAAGGUAGUGAUACUUGACGAACCAUCAUCUGGCAUGGACCCAGUCUCAAGGAGGGCCACCUGGGAUCUCCUUCAGCAAUUUAAACACAAUCGUACCAUCUUACUGACCACCCACUACAUGGAUGAAGCUGACGUCCUGGGUGACCGAAUUGCCAUCAUGAUUAAUGGGACCCUGCGGUGCUGUGGCUCUUCAAUAUUCCUGAAACAAAUAUAUGGUGCUGGAUAUCACAUAGUCAUGGAGAGGGAACCACAUUGUGAUGUUGAUGAGGUCUCUGCAAUGAUUCAGUCUCAUAUUCCGGGUGCCGUUUUGGAAAACUGUUUUGGAGCAGAAUUAUCAUUUAUCCUACCCAAAGAGCAUACACACAGGUUUGAAGCUCUGUUUAACGAUCUGGAAACGAAUCAAAAAGAGCUGGGCAUUGCUAACUUUGGUGCUUCAAUCACUACCAUGGAAGAAGUCUUCCUAAAGGUUAAUAGGCUGGCAGAUUCCCAGAUGAAUGUUCGCCCUACCCAGUCUACUCCUCUGAAGAGCAAAAAAAUAAGACAAGACAUGAAGCAGAAUAAGAAUGUGUCCAGAAAUUGCAACAGACCAGUUUUUUCCAGAUUGAAUGAAAUUGCUAACAUUAAAUUUAAUACUGGGUUUCUACUAUACUGCCAGCAGUUUCAUUCCAUGUUUAUGAAGAGAGCACUGUUCACUUGGCGCAAUUGGAAGUUGUCAUUGCUACAGAUGUCAGUAAUUUUGUUUGUCACUACUUACCUCUUCUCAAGUCUAAACUUAGAUUCUGAGCCACCUGCCAGAGAAAUGGACUUGAGUCAAUAUGGUCGAACAAUUGUGCCUUACUCAAUUUCUGGGAAUUCUGAUCUGGCUCUGAACAUCGUAAAGAACCUUGAGAUUUUUCUAAAGCUUAAAAAUCAAGAACUUCGUAAAGUACAAGGUAAUGUAAAGAAUUACAUAUUGGAAAAUAAAGAGUGUCAUGACUUCUCCAUUAUUGCAUUUUCCAUUGAGGUUGUGAAAAACAAAACAGUAUUUACUCUUUUGUUCAAUAAUGAGGCAUACCAUUCAGCUGCAACAUCCCUGGCGGUGUUAGACAACAGUCUUUUUACGUCACUUUCUGGCCCCAAUGCUUCCAUUAAAGCCUCCAACAAGCCUCAACCUCUCUCGCUUUAUGGUACUAACGAACUGCCUACAAGUGGAUUAGAAAUUGUAUUAUGUUUGGCUUUUGGCAUGGCUCUUGUGGCCGGUAGCUUUUGCCUUCAGACAGUGACUGAGAGAACUAACAAGGCAAAGCACAUCCAGUUUGUGAGUGGAGUCUAUUUACUUACUUACUGGCUCUCUGCAUUGCUGUGGGAUCUCAUCUACUUCUUUGUUACCUGCUGCUUACUACUGGGAGUGUUCGUGUACUGCGGAGUGGAUGCUCUUGUUGCAGAUUACCACUUUCUGGACACCAUGAUGAUCUUCAUGCUGUACGGCUGGUCUGUCGUUCCUCUCAUGUAUCUCGGAAGCCUCCUGUUUUCUAGCAGUGCUGCAGCCUACAUCAAGCUCACCCUCUUUAACUACUUUUCAGCUGUUUUCAGUAUCAUCAUUCACGCCAUAAUUCAAUACUAUAGAAAGGACAUUCCUCAAUCCACAAGAACUUCCAUAGGUAAUGCAUUAAUGAUGCUUCCUGGUAACAACUUUGUAGUGAGUAUCAGCAGAUUCUUUGAUGACUAUCAGGUGAAAAAACUAUGUGCCAAGCAAUUGAAAAAUAUCUAUUUGGACUGUGGAAAAAAAUUUGUUAAGAACAAGAUCUACAGUUUUGGAGAACGCGGGAUUACCAAGUUUUUGAUUUCAUUGGCUGCCCAGGGCCUCAUUUAUCUGCUGUUGCUUUUGUGUCUGGAAAGUACAUUCUGGAACCUGAAAAACUUUGUCUAUCAUAAAAUUAUAUUUAACGUCUACAAGAAAUUCAUGAAAGGCACGAAGGCUACGGUGUCCACCCAAGUAACCAAGGAAUAUGAGGAUAAAGACGUAGAAGAUGAAAGGAAGAGAGUCCUGACACUGUUAACUAAUUUGAAGCGUGCCCCGCUACUUCUUAACGAACUUACAAAGAUUUAUUAUAAGUGUCCAGUUGUAAAGGCUGUAAGAAAUAUCUCCCUUUUAGUCCAAAAGUACGAGUGCUUUGGAUUACUUGGAUUAAAUGGAGCUGGAAAAACCACUACAUUCAAAAUGUUGACUGGAGAGGAGACCACAACCUCUGGAGUUGUGUUAAUUGAUGGCAUUAGCAUCACUGAAAAUAUCAGAAAGAUUAGGUCAAGAAUUGGCUAUUGUCCUCAAUCUGACCCCAUGCUGAACCACAUGACAGGUCGGGAAUUGCUGAUCAUGUAUGCCAGGCUGCGGGGGGUCCCUGAGCCAGAUAUUUACAUGUACGUGGAAAUUUUUUUGCAUUCAAUGCACCUGGAAACCCAUGCUGACAAGUACAUCUACACAUACAGUGGAGGAAACAAACGUAAACUGAAUACUGCUAUUGCCCUAAUGGGAAAGUCCUCAGUUGUCUUCCUGGAUGAGCCAUCUACUGGCAUGGACCCAGUAGCCAGGCGCCUGCUCUGGGACACAGUUACAUGGAUGUGUAAAACUGGCAAAGCUAUCAUCAUAACCUCUCACAGCAUGGAAGAAUGUGAGGCGCUUUGUACCAGGCUGGCCAUCAUGGUAAAGGGCCAGUUCAAGUGCCUGGGCAGCCCUCAGCACCUCAGAAACAAGUUUGGUAACGUAUAUAUUCUGACAGCAAAGAUUAAGAUUGAUGAAAAUGAAGAUAAACUAGCGGAGUUCAAAGAAUUCAUUGCAACAACUUUCCCAGGUAGUGUAUUAAAGCAGGAGAAUCAAAGGAUCCUUAACUACUACAUCCCCAGCAAGGACAAUACCUGGGGAAAGGUGUUUGGUAUUUUGGAGGAGGCCAAAGAGCAAUUCAAUUUAGAAGACUAUUCCAUCAGUCAGAUUACGCUGGAGCAAGUCUUCCUGAGCUUUGCUAACCUACAGUACACAGAAGAUGAUUAUUAACAAAAGGUGCCAUGAGAUUCAGUUCCAACUGUUAUGUCUUCCUUAGACUCCUCUACUACACCUGGAUACAUGGAGUGGCGUUCCUAUGUGUGUAUCUCAGUGUACAUAUGUUUAUGUAAUAAACAGUCCC